Messenger RNA from Oreochromis aureus, 7719 nucleotides. RefSeq names its product calcium/calmodulin-dependent protein kinase 1Da (gene camk1da). The coding region runs from base 262 to 1575 and encodes 437 amino acids. The transcript is spliced from 11 exons. Gene Ontology annotation, biological process: peptidyl-serine phosphorylation. NCBI's taxonomy places the organism in Eukaryota, Metazoa, Chordata, Actinopteri, Cichliformes, Cichlidae. The record is from RefSeq and is a predicted model, not a curated record. Gene Ontology annotation, cellular component: intracellular anatomical structure; cytoplasm. Gene Ontology annotation, molecular function: calcium/calmodulin-dependent protein kinase activity; ATP binding; calmodulin binding.
GGAGAGAGAGAGAGAGAGAGAGAGAGGGAGAGAAAGGAGAAGAGGAGGGGGAGGAGGUAGCGGGGACACGGUAACCUGCAGGAGGACUCACAUGGUCCUGCAGCAGCGGAGCCCAGACCAUCAGGACUCUCAAACCCCUAACACUCUAGCCCACGUCUUCUUCCCCAACACCACCCAUCCUCCUGUAGUCUUAUUUUAUUUUCGCAUCCUUGCUCCCGCAGCCCAGUGUCGGGGUCGGACUUGGGCCGGCAAAGCAGCGCCAUGGCUCGGGAGAACGGAGACACCACCGGCAGAGGGGAAACGUGGAAAAAACAAGUCGACGACAUUAAGAAGAUUUUUGAUUUUAAAGAAGUCCUCGGCACAGGGGCAUUUUCAGAGGUGGUCUUGGCCCAGGAGAAGCUGACCAGCCGUAUGUUUGCAGUGAAAUGCAUCCCCAAGAAGGCUCUGAAGGGGAAGGAGAGCAGCAUCGAGAAUGAGAUUGCCGUGCUGAGGAAGAUCAAGCAUGAGAACAUUGUGGCACUGGAAGACAUCUACGAGAGCCCCGACCACCUCUACUUGAUUAUGCAGCUGGUGUCUGGCGGUGAGCUGUUCGACCGAAUCGUGGAAAAAGGAUUCUAUACAGAGAAAGACGCAAGCACGCUGAUCCGGCAAGUCCUGGACGCCGUUAACUACCUGCACAAGAUGGGAAUCGUGCACAGAGACCUGAAGCCAGAGAACCUGUUGUAUUUUAAUCCUCAAGAUGAGUCCAAGAUUAUGAUCAGUGACUUUGGUCUUUCAAAGAUGGAGGGCAGUGGUGACGUCAUGUCAACCGCCUGUGGCACGCCAGGAUAUGUGGCUCCAGAGGUUCUCGCCCAGAAACCAUAUAGUAAAGCGGUCGACUGCUGGUCCAUUGGAGUGAUCGCCUACAUCUUGUUGUGUGGUUAUCCUCCAUUCUACGACGAAAACGACUCCAAGCUGUUCGAGCAGAUCCUGAAAGCUGACUACGAGUUUGAUGCACCGUACUGGGAUGACAUAUCAGACUCAGCCAAGGAUUUCAUCAGCAGACUGAUGGAAAAAGACCCAGCCAAGCGUUUCACUUGUGAACAGGCACUCAGACACCCCUGGAUCGCUGGGGAUACGGCUCUCUGCAAGAACAUCCAUGAGUCAGUCAGCCGGCAGAUCAGAAAGAACUUUGCCAAGAGCAAAUGGAGGCAAGCGUUCAAUGCCACUGCCGUGGUUCGGCAUAUGAGGCGGCUGCAGCUUGGCAGCAGCAUGGGGAGCAGCAUUGACGCUUCCAACCCACCGACUAGGCCGAGUCAGACGCAGAAGUCAGCCCAAAGCCAGAGCCAAGCGGGCCAGAACCAGCCGGCUCAAAGCCAAAAUACCGGCCAGACAGCGCAGAGCCAGAGCACCAGCGCUGUCGCCAACAAGAUCUCUUCCAUAGAUAACAACAUAGCAGCUCCCCACAAGGAAUGUGUCACUGCAGUCACAGCCUGCAGUCUGGCAUCUGCAGCCUCUUCUCCUGCCACAGGGACGGAGCUGAACCGGCCACACCCAUCUGUGGUCCCCGCCCCGGUUCUCACGGAAACCAAGUGACGCCAGGUCCCGCGGGGAACCAGCUGGGAGGCCACGGCGCUGUGAAGCAGGGAGACCGGGAAAGAAAGAGAGAUCGAGGACGACCAGUGAGGAAGAUGAUCGCCCUCUUCUUUGUCCCUCCCUCUCUUCGCUUUACUGCCUCUCGGAUACGCCCCCCAGCCGGUACCCCGCCCUGCUCGUGGGAGAGCAGAGGACUUUACCGCCACCCCACCGAUUCAAGCCACCAUUGUCAUACUGCACACCCACCAGGAUCUCGGCAUAAAACUCGUCCUGCCACAGCCACAGCACACCCACUGUCUCACACUGGGGAUGUUCACACAGUUGGCUUUGAUCAUUACCUGAUAAAAGGUGUCCACUGCUCCACAUGUGAGCUGCAGUUGGUGGUUCUCGGUGGAGCUGCUGGUGUCAUACAAGUUCAGCCUCCCUAUUCAAUCUGAUCUUUCCCGCAUCAAUUUAUUUAGCUUUUUUUUUCCGACUUAGGUUUGACUGUUGGCAAACGGAUUGUUUUACUUUUAUUAACUGCUGUUAAAUUUAAAGACGCUAUGUGUAGCAAACAUAUCAUUGUCAAAUUGAUAUUGCUACCUUGGCAUAAUUAGUGUAAACAAAUGAGACGAUACCCGAGAUGAGCCAAAUGUAGUUCCUCUUUAUUAAUUGCUGUUGUUGUGUUAGGAUCUAAAUUAGAACCCAGUUCCCAUCAUCGCCAGAUGCUUGGUCUAAAAAAAGCAAAUCUCACUUCCUGUUAAUCAAACACAUCUCCCUGCCAAUCUGACCUGGUAAUUGUGGAACACAGAAAACAGACGGUCGUUUUUUUUAAACACAAAUUAUGCAAAUGUAGCAAAUUCAUCUUGACAAUGGUUUAUCUGUGUAAAAAUGCCACACAUAGCACCUUUAAGACAUUUGUGUGUCCUUAUGGGCUUGGUUGUCUGUUUGUUUGUUCGUGCUUUAAGAAGUGCUUUAAAAGUACCAUAUGACUGUUGAGAUGUGGAAACAUGAGUAAGCGCUUUAUCUAUUUUGCACAGAAGGGAUCAGACAUAGAUUAGCUGCCAUUCACAUGUGUUUAUCAGAGAGAGUAGAGAUUGUAAACCUUUACUGAUUGGAUGUCAGAGUAUUGUACAACUUGUUUAUUGUCUGAAAGAUUCUGAUUCGUUUAUUAUUUUCUUACUUUAUGAGACUUUUAUAAUAAUUGCCCUUUAAGGGACACACAUACUGGUUAUUAUGAAACAUGGAAUAAGUUUAGGAUAGAAUUAGAACACAUAGAGAUAUGUAUUUACUGGAAAACACAUCCAGUAAAGGAGCUACAGGCACCGCAGCAUAGUUACUAAAAGAAAGGCCUCGUGGGUCCUCAGAGAUACAAUCCAAAAUGGAGAAGCUGUAGCCUGCCAUCGUUCUUUAUGUCUCUAACGAAGCCAUGAGCUCACCUUCUUUAUUUGUCAAGCUGCACCCAGUCCAGAAGUGCUCAGGGAAAACUGCAGCUGCACUGUGCGCUGGUGAACACCAGUUUCCUGAUUUAGUCUUUUUAUUUAUGGGGUUUGUCACAUCCGGCCGUUCCAGGCAGCAUUGCAGUUAAUGAUCCAGGCUUCAGGACAUUAGCUGUGUCCUUACUGUAGAGUUGUAUUGAUGCGUGACUUGAGCAUUGAUAAUUUAGACCUGGACUACUAUUGACCAUAUACAUACGUGGGCUCACUGCAGGCAACAGCAGGGCAUCAAUGCUUACUUUUGAAGCUUCUUUUGAAGCAUUUUCAAAAAAGUAAUGAAAUGUAAUUAAAGACUGAAAGCAGCGAUUCACCAACCAUUUAAACUUUUUAACGCUGGCUGAUACCUGCAGCACUUUUCAAAGAAGUUGGGACAGGGGCAUAUUUCCUAAUCAACACUUAUUUCAACUAUUUUGAAAAACCAAGGAGGCCGAUUGCUGUAGUUUAAAAAAAAAAAAUGUUUAUCCCAUUAUUCUUUGAUAUUGGAUUUCAGCUGCUCCACAAUGUUUCUGAUGGCUUGCAGAAGCAUUUCUGAACACAUGCAGUGAUUUCCAUUAAAGAAACUACUCAUCAGCAGUAAGGUGCAACUAACCUGUCCUAUGGUGGGUUAAGUCUAGUUGAUGAUCCCUAUGAACAGUUUACGCUUGUCAUUGUAGCCCUAAAACAUGUGCACAGACAGUUUGGAGACACAAGUGUCCCCAGGUUAGGCUUUACCACCUUUAAGAGAUAACAGGGCUGUGAUGAUGUCACUGGUGAUGCUUGCAACACCCAAGUCCACCAGGUUUUUUAGACAUUAAUCUACUCUUCCAGUCGUUAUUUCUGCCCCAACUCUUUCAAACACUUUGAUGUCUUUAAAUAUAUAUAAUGAGAAUAAUGUUUUAUCUAAACACAGUAACAUUUCUCACUAUCAUUACUUCAUGUUUUCUUUAUGCUAUUUUCAAUUCAGUGCAGAGGUUAGGACAUGGUAAAUCAAUGCAUUCUCUUUAUUUACAUUCUACAUGUUGUCCCAACUUUUUUGGAAACGGGGCUCUAAAAAAAUGCACAGAUCCACGACUCAGCGUGGUAUUUUUGACUACUAACCCGACUUUUGUUUUCUUCACUUAAUGGAACUCUUGAACAUGGCUAAUGGCCUUUCCUGUCCCAGAAAGCAGAGCUGUACAAUGUAGGGUGCUCACUCACACAUAUCAGAUUGUCAUGUCUUUAUUCGAUGCAAUUUUACCGAUCCCUUUAUUGAAUUGUAGCCAAAGACUAUUGCUUGGUAAUGAAGACAAUUUGGUUCAUUCUGCAGUGCUUGACAAAUUAGAACAAAACUAGCCAGAUGUGAAGUUGUUCAAGACGGAAACUAAGGGCUUAAUUAUAGCUGCAAAAUAACCUAAAGAGAACGUUUUGUGACCUUUUAUCUUUUCAUAAUCUCUUGCCAUUUACAUUAUUUUUAUUGCCUGAAUUGUGUUGCAAAAAUACUGCAAAGUAUUCAUAGUGCUACUCUCGAUAUGUGGCAGUAUGAGGUGGGUGUGAGGCCACAUUUGGAUAAAAUUCAAGUUAAGGUGAAAAUGACAGUAAAUCUAAACUCACCGAAGCUUUCUGGAAUUCAUUUUUGGUUCACUGCACCGCUCUAUGUGUUAGGCUCCAUCUAGCAUCUAGAUUAUCAUCUCUUUUGCCCUCACUGAAAGGAUAAGGAGUAAUGUUUCUAAAGUAUUUCUGCAUUUUUCCUAUCAUCAGCUAAUGACAACGUCACACUAGGGAAAAAGUGGCUGAAGACUGCAGCAUGUCCAAAAUUACUACGGCGAUGUAGAAUGAUAUUAUGAUCUUGCUUCCUUUGAAAUGGUUGCUUCGAACACUGGGACCUGUCUGCAACCACUCGCAGUCAGCUGCCUCCUUCAAAGCAACUUUGGUGUGUCAGGAAGGCAAUAAAAUGGCAAAAAGACCAAGUCAGUCUGCUAUCAGUUUGUGAUGGAAUGGAAUCAAGUUGGUAAUUACAUGCAGUCUGUUUGUGAUAACACUGAUUAACUAUGAUAAAAUGGUUAAAAUUGCAAAUUUGUUGCCAUCUUCAUACACAGAAAUUCAUCAGAACCUCAUAGAUUUGAAACACAGACUCAGAAGUGACUCUAUAAGAAAUGACUUAGUUGCUGCAUGAUGAUGAUUGGAAUAUAACACACUGACUGAGAUUGUGUGUUGGCAAUUUAUCUUUUUUUAAAGUGUGUUAAUUUACACACCAAUUAUUUCUAAAUUCUGCCAUUCAGAGUCUGUGUUUGAAGAUAGGUUGCUUUCAUCACUAAAAGCAGAAAACUUGAAAAUGCAAGCACUGGUUUUUGAAGUUCCAGGUCAUCAUCCUAUUUUUCUCUAGCAUAGACUAAGCCAUAAUCCCACACAAAGUCCAAAACCAGCAUUGUGUUUAAUGUCUCUUACCUUGUUUACAAAGUUCUUGCCCCAUCUGAGUCCUUCCUUCUGUCGGUUUUUCAAAAAUAAGAAGCAAAUUCGUAUGUGGGUCUGAGUAUGUGAGUGUGAUGAAGCUAAAUUUCCAGCCUAAUCCAGCAGUGUGUCUAAGGUGAUGUGUUUCUAACAGGUUUCGGCCAAAACAUUAUGCACAGAAAACAGCUGUUUUUGUAGGUGCACUCAUUAUUCGCUUUGCUUGAAGGUUGUUCACAGGAAGAAAACUGCCAUUUAUAAUCUUUUGAAGUAUGACAACUUAGAAAUCCAUCAGCUAUAAUACACAAUGUAAAGUCCCAGAAAGACCAUAAACUACUGAUUAUGUAUUUUAGGUUAAAGUUCAAUUAGUCACAUUAUGGGAUGCAUUGGACCCACCCCAUAUUGGAGAAAUAAAAAGUCAGUAUAUCUUCAGCUUUUCAUUCUGUCUGUGGCAGUGGGAUAUUUGACAUUUUAAAUAUCCUUUUAAUGGAUAGAAGACUUUGCGAAAACCUCUAAUCAUGCUGCAGUUGUCGUUUAUAAAACUACGGUCUCCGCAGACUGUACAGUUUUUCAAGCACUAUAGAAUAAAUUGUAAAACUUGCAUAAUAUAUGGUGACACUAUUGAUGCAGAGCAGAUACUUCUCGGUGUCAUGUAGACUAUUCAUUGGCUGAAAACACUUCUGUUACUUUAUGCACAACACUGUAGCAACCAAGCAAUUCUGAAGUUCGAUGAGUAUGGUACAGUAUGAUUAUUUAAGGCAGCGCGUGUCAGGGCAGUCAAAAAAGAAACAAACAUCUAAUGUUUUAACUGCUGCACACAUGCCUGCGCACAGAUAGUUGAGAUUUCUGAAGGUUUGCAUUUAUUCUGACACAUUUUUCUGAGAGGAAAGUAAUCUGACUCUGACGUCAAUCGAUGUAUACUGAAGGGAACUUUCAAACAUGUAAGGGCUUUAUUCCAAUGACCACCUUAAUCUUAUUCUUCACUGUUAUCGUGUCUAUUUACCCAUUGAUUGCUAUGCAUUUUUUUAAAAACAUUUUAAGUGUGUUGUCAAUGCUUUUUAUUUCUGGAAAGCAUGAUCAGGAAACAAAGGAAAACAUCAGCAGCUCUAUUUAAAUCUAUUCAAGACCAUUUCACUCACUUAUUAUUAUUAAAUUUGAAUGAUCUACAUUAGGGGUUUAAGAGGUUGUUCAAAGAGGUUAAUGAAUUAGGAAUACUGUUCAUUAAAUGUGAAGUCGUACACUUUAGCUUGGACGUGUGGGCUUCUGAAUGUGCUGUGAGGCAGGCAGAGGGUUCAGGUCCAUGCUCCUCUGUGGUUUUAUGUCUGCUGUUUUUGUUUGCUACAGAGAGAGAAAACAUAAAUGUAAUUCAAAUGAGUCUUUCCAUGUUAAAGAUGCUACUGUAAAUAGAUUGUGAAUACUGAUGAUCAUUUUCAAGGUAAUAUUUACGAAUGUUUUGCUGUACAGGCAUGUCUGAGUGAGUGAAUGAAUGAAUGAGUUUGCAAGGGAAGUUGAUUGUAUCCUCUAUGGAAUGUUUUAAUGUAAAAAAAAAAAUGUAACAAAAAAAAACAGCUUCAAGUCUCCUUUACUUCCCGACUUUGCGGUUAGCUUUCAGAAACUGUCCGGCACCACGCGGCUGCUAUUAGCAGAGCUGCGCAGUGCAGUUUAAUGCCAUCAGUGUUCCACCAUCACUUAAGUGUCAGUCCAACUCAAAAGGUGAAACCAUCGUUUACUGAACUCAGGCUUACGUUUUUGUUUUUUGCCAUUCUAAGGGAAGAAAUCCAAAGCUGUGACCGACUCAGAAACACACUGUUACGGACGUUCACUCUCUCCACUUUGAACUCACCAUCCUUUGACUUUUCUUUCUUUCUUUUUUUAUGAAGAAAAAAACUGCACCUUCAUGAAAAAACACAAGCAUGUUGAAAAAAAGUGCUUCAAGAUUUCAACUUUACCAUGAGUGUUUGCAUAAUCUUAUAUGCCCUUGUAUGAUGUUCGUAUCUCUGUAUUAUGUGAAGAUGUACACAGGUUGAGAUGACCAGGUCCACAAGAGCCAAGCAGAGUAUUUGUUCUAACUGGCAAAAUUUACCCCUGGAAUUACUUACUAUUAUUAUCACUAUUAUUAUUUGCUGGAUUCAUUCUGUUUAUUACUAUGAAAGUUGCUUUAAUUCUGCUAAUUAGAAUGACUAUGUUUUGUCAUGCGACUGGAAGAAAAUGCAUUUAUAUUGCCCUUUUUUCAGGUUUUUAUUAUACAAAUUGAAAAUACACUAAA